GUUCCAAACAGAGCUUUCGUCUUCCCCACCCCACGGUCCCCACCCAAAUCACAGAACUUUCUCACGCCAUAGGCGGAGGAGUUCAGGUGAAGCAAUAGCUAAUCGAACACUUACCGAGCCGAAUCGAAACACAGACCUUUCAAAACGGUGUGCUCGAUCGACGACGGCUUGGCAAGAGACUGGGUUUCCAGCGGCGCCGACUGAAGACAAAGAAGACAAUGGCGGCUGUGUGGUCAAAAUUGGCAACGGGUUCUUUUCUCACGGAAUCUCGCCACAAUUGGUGAGAAACGAAAUGGACCUAGAAUUGAGACGAAUCGAGCGAUCAUAGCCGAGCUCGAAAACCUAGGGUUUCACAAGUUCUGUAAGUUCUUAUGCCCAACUCUCCCUCUUCCUCAAAACCUAGGGUCUUUGUUUUUUCCAAUUGUCUUUUCUUUUUCUUUUUUUUAAAUCAUGUGUUUUUUUUUCCAAUUGUAUCGAUACCAUAAGCAUCGUCUUAUUCCAGGAAUAAAGUGGGACUACAUACCAACUGAACUUUUAGAUGAGAUUCUUGUACGGCUACCUGUAGAAUCUCUAAUUCGAUUCACAUCCGUAUGCAAAUCAUGGCACUCUAUCAUCACAAGCCCUAGUUUCAUCGCCAAACACCUAAACCACAGCAAAAGAAUGACCGAAAACCUUCUCCUUGUGACUUACACCUUUAUUUACAGGAGAAAGCGCUAUUUGUUGUGCCGUGGCGAUGAAAAAUUUGGUGAUGAGUUCGCCAAACUGGAGUCUCCUUUGAGUACUUCACUUGGGCAUAUGGUGGGUAAUUGUAAUGGUUUGUUUUGUAUGAUUGAUACCACUUCGCCACCGUGUAUUAUUCUAUGGAAUCCAUUAAUUAGGAAAUCAGUAACUCUUCCCAUGCCGCCCUCUCUGCCACAUACUCCUCAUCCGCAGUUUGUUUUGGGAUUUGGUGCCCACCCCACUACGCAUGAGUACAUGUUGGUUUUUAUUCUUUAUGAAAAGGCGGAUAUAGAGCAGGGAAAACUUCCUUCCAAGGUUGAGCUUUACACCCAAGGCACAGGAUCAUGGAGAUCCAUCACUUCUGUUGGUCAUCCACAUCACAUUCUGCGUCAUAAUUGCUUCCAGGCUUUUGUUAAUGGAGCGAUACACUGGAUUGCAUGUGACAGGAGAGUGGUGGAUGGUCUUAGCAGUUUGAUAAUGUUGUUCCAUAUGGGUUCUCAAGCAUUCUCGGAGAUGAUGAUGCCUGCCGCUCUAGUCAAUGAAAUGCAAUUGCGCCUGUCCAUUAUGUCAUAUGGAGAAUCACUGGCCGUGCUAUGCCAUGGACAGGAGGGUUCUUGUGGCGUGUGGGUGAUGAAAGAAUACGGAGUUGCAGAAUCUUGGGCUAAAUUAUACAAUAUAAAUCCUCCAGGAGUAUUGGCGUACAAGAUACUAGGGUUUCGGAAAAGUGGUGAAGUUCUACUAUGGAUGAGUGACAAACGGCUACUUUGUUAUGACUGUGAGACCAAGACUUUGACAAAUACUGGAUAUACCGGGAGUUCUGAUGCCUUUGCCGCUGAUACUUUCAUGGAAUCCCUAGUUUUAGUGAAACCAUGAAAUGGUGUCUUCUAGGGGCAGUUGAUAGAGGUGAAAGAGCAGCUAUUCUGAAGAUUGGUGGUUCAAGCAAUGAUUAGGGAAACAAAAUCAAGAUGUCUACUUGUUCUUCCUAGGGUACUGAAGAGUACAUCACUACUAAAAACCAUGUCUGCACCCAAACCUAGUGACAUUUUAUCUGAACGGUGGUCUAAGUAUGAUCCUUACUUGGUUUUUGAUCCUACAAAAUCACCUCAUUACAAGGUUGUGUUACUUAGUAGUUCUUAUCACCUUAAUGCUUCCCGAUUGGCUAUAUACGCUUCUGAAUGUGCGUCUUGGAAGUACAUGGAUCUUGUACCUUCAAUUGAGACUGGACCUAGUGCCAUUUGGAAUGGAGCGCAAUUAUUUGGAUGAGUUGCAAGGAAUGGGGGGGAAAUCGCUUGAGGCACGAGUACGUCUACUCUCGACUGGACAUGGAUACAGAGAAGCUAAAAGUAACUCGAGUGCCUUCAGACCCUAGUCUUUCGAAACAUAUGCUUUAUUUCGGAGAAUGUGGUGGUCGUUUGCUUCUUAUUCAUCUUCCUUCUCAUGAUGCUACGGAGUUUAGCAUUCUUGAGAUGGACAGAAAUAGCUUCUGCUAGAUUGUCAAGGACCGGGUAGAUCUAAUGUCCUUAAUAGUGCCAACCCAAAGAAGCUGCAUAAUUUCAGUGAUAAGUGUUGUGAAAGGAACAAACGAAAAUGAUCUUGCAGUGGUGUUCUACAACCGGGGCGAAGUCAUUUCAUGUAAUCUUGAGUGCAGGACAAUGAACGUGAUUUGUGAGUGGUCUCCACGUGAGAUUAAAAGUUAUGGACGAUUGGGACUUUACAAAUAUUGUAAUCAGUUCAUUGAAAGUCUAUCACCUAUAUGAGUGAUGUCUUACGAUGUUGAACCAAUUACAUAAUCUAUUCAUGUGGCUCAAACGGUCAUUUUUUUUUUUUUUUUUUUGUCUCUAGCUGUAAAAUGUGCUUGUUCAGCUGAAGUAUCUUUUGUCUUCACUACGUAUGAUGGAUUCUCAUGUAACAUCUUUUGUCCUUUGGUUAUCACAACGAACCUUCCCUUUAUUGAUGUAUUUGAUUUUUAGUGGUCUUUGAUGGUU
Rhododendron vialii is the source of this 2705-nucleotide messenger RNA. RefSeq names its product F-box protein At3g07870-like. Gene Ontology annotation, molecular function: protein binding. The transcript has 2 exons. The record is from RefSeq and is a predicted model, not a curated record. The coding region runs from base 451 to 1593 and encodes 380 amino acids. Lineage: Eukaryota; Viridiplantae; Streptophyta; Magnoliopsida; Ericales; Ericaceae.